Messenger RNA from Colletotrichum navitas, 1465 nucleotides. RefSeq names its product aldo/keto reductase. The transcript is spliced from 7 exons. The coding region runs from base 268 to 1254 and encodes 328 amino acids. The record is from RefSeq and is a predicted model, not a curated record. Lineage: Eukaryota; Fungi; Ascomycota; Sordariomycetes; Glomerellales; Glomerellaceae. Gene Ontology annotation, molecular function: oxidoreductase activity.
UUUACCGUUGCGGCCCCCUCAUUGUGGGAAGCGGAAAUACCUGCAGGAGAGGGUGAAACUAGAGUGUGGCGACGGCUUCAUUCGGGGGAUAUAAGAGCCCUGUGCAGUGUUUUUUUCAUGUAGAGAACCGGUGGGAUAUGAUAGAUGAGCGUCUCAAGCGGAUAACAAUAACGGUGUUUUAUUUUGACUUUUCCUGGACGCUUUGGAAUCCAUCUCUAGAUUCACCAGAACGCAGCACACCGCGACGUUUACGGUCCACAUCACAUCAUGGCCCUGGCUACAUCUUUCAAGCUCCUCUCGGGAUACGAGAUUCCCGCAGUUGGUCUGGGUACUUGGCAAUCCAAGCCCAACGAGGUCAAGAACGCCGUCGAGCAUGCUCUGAGGUCGGGGUACCGCCACAUUGACGCCGCGGCCAUCUAUGACAAUGAGAAGGAGGUCGGCGAGGGCGUCAAGGCAUCUGGCGUCCCGAGAAAGGACAUUUUUAUCACCGGCAAGCUUUGGAACACCCACCACAAGCCCGAGGACGUCGAGAUCGCGUUGGAUAUCACUCUCAAGGACCUGCAGACGGACUACGUCGACCUAUACCUGAUCCACUGGCCCGUGUCGUUCAAAAAGAAGGACGAUACCACCCGCUUCCCCCUUCACCCCGAGACGGAGGCCGUCGACGUCAUUGACGUCCCCAUCGCCGAGACGUGGAAGGCCAUGGAGGCGCUCGUCAAGAAGGGCAAGAUUCGCACCAUCGGCGUCUCCAACUUCACCCGCGAGAAGAUCGAGGACCUGUGGAAGACGGCCGAGAUCAGGCCGGCGGUGAACCAGAUCGAGGCCCACCCGUACCUGCAGCAGCCCGACCUGUUGGCCUGGUGCAAGGAGCAGGGCAUCGUUGUCGAGGCGUACAGCCCCCUUGCUAACAACAUUUACAACCUUCCUCGUGCCGUUGACGACCCCACGAUCGCCGAGCUCGCAAAGUCUCUGGGCAAGGAGCCGGCCCAGGUUCUCAUCAGCUGGUCCAUUCAGAGGGGCACCGUCGUGCUCCCCAAGUCCGUGACCCCUUCUAGAAUCGACAAGAACUUUGAGGUAUUCGAGCUCCCCGAGGAUGUCUUGGAGAAGAUCAACGCUCUGAACAGGAACCACCGCUACAACUUCCCGGCCCGUCUCGGCGUGGACAUCUUUGGCGAGUCGGACCCGGAGACGCUGAAGAAGGCGAAAGAGGCGUGGGUCGCAGAGCAGAAGAAGAUCAGGGCGGGCCAGGCAUAGACUCGGGAGUUACUACAAAGUACAAUGCAGACAUGCACAUACACAGGCGGCCUUUGAUAGAACCGGGAAUAGACAUGGGACUUGGUGGGCAACCGACGAGACCAGCGAAAGCCACAUAGCCGACGGCUAUCGUCGGGCUCCUUUUUCCGUGCAUGCUUUUCCUCGCCGGGCGGAAAACCACGCACCAAGACCCCUCCCCCCGCAUCGUCAC